Molecule: messenger RNA, 1509 nt
Organism: Phytophthora sojae
Lineage: Eukaryota; Oomycota; Peronosporomycetes; Peronosporales; Peronosporaceae
Exons: 4
Coding region: 1-1509 (502 amino acids)
Source: RefSeq, a predicted model, not a curated record
AUGCUGCUCUUCUGUGCAUUCGUCGGAGAGAAGUACGCCCCGUUUUACAUCGAAAUCGACGGAAACAGCUCUUCGUCGGGAAGACACUCAGCGAUCAAGGACGCUGUUAUCUUCGGGAGCGGCUGCGAGUUUGGCGAAUGUCAAAUUCACGUGCUGACCUUGCUGAAGAAUUGUGAUGUUUCUGGCGACUUGCUGCAACCUGGAAAACUGGUGAACUUGUUCGAGUGGGAUGACAGCGAUUGCGGAAAAGUGAAGGGCAUCGAAGCGGUUGGGAACGUUAUGGAGUUUACCGGCCCCAGCUUUUACGUGCGCAAAGAAAUCCGGUGUGUGUUGGAGAAUUUCAAGAAUUUCUUGCAGCAGAAGGAUACGAGCGUCAACUCGAAGAAGCAGUUCAUUUUCGUGGGGAGCCCAGAAACAGGCAAGAGCUGCAUCUUGGCCUUGAUCUGUUGCUACUUGGCAACUGUGGAGAAGGUGUCGGUUGUAUUGCACUGCUGUGUGAAUACUAGAGGCGACACCCUUGCCACGACGCGUUUGCUUGACGAAGGCAAGUACUACGAGUGGAUCGACGUGGAUGGCGAGGUGUACAAGUCGCUCCGUUUGAAUGGGAGGACGAUUUUCCCCGGCUGCUGGUAUUGUCUUGACGGUUUGGAUCAGAAACAGCUCGGCGCUAGAAACUGGUCCAACCUUUAUACGGUGCUAGCAACCUCUAGGCAGUUUGAGAAGAAGGGCCAAGGUGGGUCUAAACAGGUGAACUGCUUGGUGCCGUACUGGAGGCAUGACGACUUGCAGCGUAUGGCCGCAGAAUUUCCGAGUCCGGACGAGCGAGAUGUAGCGGCUCGGUAUUUUGUGUCUGGCGGAAAUGUUCGUGACUUCUGCCUGCCACCAUCGGAUGAAAAUGAUCUCGCUGACGCGUUGCACGAGUUGAACUCUAUGAACUACGACUCACUGCUUAGUACAAGCGGAUGCAAUUCACAGGCGAUUGACCGCAUUCGUAUGAUGGGGUGCACGAACUAUGCGGACAUCAUGCGCGAGGACACGGGUGCGAUAACAUUCGACUCGAGCGAACGACUACAAGUCAAACGUGAAGGUACCACCAGCAUAGAUGAGCACGUAGCGGUGAUGAAAAGAUGGGCUGCGGACCCCACCGAGAUGGACUACUGGAUCCCUGAAUCCAGCGUGUGCGAAGCAAUUGAUGCUGCAGCGAAGUGGAAACUAUUGAGCGAUUCAGUGGAAAGAGCCAAGGUCGGGUCUAUCGUGGAGCGAAUUUGCUUUCUUCAGGUGACGACCGACACGAAAUGCAAGUGCGACGAAGAGGUCCUUUGGGAGUUUGCGAAACCCUUUCUAGACGCAAACAAGCAGGUGUGUUACAUGGUGCUUCUGUGCGAUAGUGGAUUUGGCAUGGGCACGGACAGCAAAGAAGAUAAAAAGUGGAGAUUCCGACUGGAGCCUGAAGAAAUUAAAAUGGAUAAAAUCAAGGAGCACACCCCUGUGUAUGUUGCACAUGCUUAA